ACAUAAGAUCUGUAGUCACUGCCGCGGCAAUAAAUAAUUUGCAACAGUUUGCAAUCUGUCAGUAGAGUGUUAUUAUUGUAUUAAAAAUUGAAUUUUAUAAAAAAUAACUGCAAGGGUUUGAUCUCAAUAUUAUAUAUAAUACUUCAGUUAUAAAAUGAAUGCACCUCCGACCUUUGAAUCAUUUCUACUGUACGAAGGAGAGAAAAAAAUUAUCAAGGAACAAGACACAAAGGUUCCCAAUGCUGCAAUUUUCACAGUUAAUAAGGAAGAUCAUACUCUUGGAAAUAUGAUCCGCAACCAACUGCUAAAAGACCCUCAAGUUUUGUUUGCUGGAUACAAAGUGCCUCAUCCACUAGAACACAAAUUUGUUAUCAGGAUUCAAACAACAUCAGACUAUACACCACACGAAGCUUUUAUGCAUGCAAUUACAGAUCUUAUAGCAGAACUUUCAUUAUUUGAAGAACGUUUUAAGGAAGCAAUUAAAGAGAAAAAAGAAGGUUUGGACUAAAUUGAUUAUUAAAUAUAGAUAUCCUAAGCAAUUGUAUAUAUAUGUAUAGGUAUUAACAUAAAUGUAUGACAUUUGUAUAUUACAAAGGGAACUAAUAUACUUCGAUAAAUAGAGAA
Molecule: messenger RNA, 624 nt
Organism: Osmia lignaria (orchard mason bee)
Lineage: Eukaryota; Metazoa; Arthropoda; Insecta; Hymenoptera; Megachilidae
Gene: Rpb11
Product: DNA-directed RNA polymerase II subunit RPB11
Biological process (GO): transcription by RNA polymerase II
Cellular component (GO): RNA polymerase II, core complex
Molecular function (GO): DNA binding; protein dimerization activity
Source: RefSeq, a predicted model, not a curated record